AUGGCUCCCGGCUUCAUCCUCACCAUCUCCGGUCCCGACCGCCCCGGUAUCGUCCACGCCGUCACUGCAUUCCUUGUGGAACGCAACCUCAACAUUAUCGACUCGUCGCAAUUCGGUGACCCAGCUUCGCAGCGCUUCUUCAUGCGCACCCAAUUCGCAGCCACGAGCGAUGAUGUUCCUGAACUUGAGAAAUUGCGCACUGCAUUUGAGCCCACUGCGCAGUCGUUCUCCCUCGACUUCGAAAUCAACCCCACCAUGAAAAAGCCCCGCGUGCUGAUCAUGGUCUCCAAGAUCGGCCACUGCCUGAACGAUCUGCUUUUCCGCCAAUCAACCGGUCAGUUGAGCAUCGAGGUGCCUCUGAUCGUGUCCAACCAUCCCGAUUUCGCUACCCUCGCCGCCACCUACAACGUUCCCUUCCACCAUCUCCCCGUUACCGCGGAUACCAAGGCCCAGCAGGAAUCCCAGAUCCUGGAGCUGGUGCGCGAGCAAAACAUCGAUUUGAUCGUGCUGGCCCGGUAUAUGCAGGUGUUGUCCCCUACGCUGUGCGCUGCCAUGUCCGGACGCAUCAUCAACAUCCACCACAGCUUCUUGCCCUCCUUCAAGGGCGCCAAGCCCUACCACCAGGCCUACGACCGCGGUGUCAAGAUCAUCGGUGCCACCGCUCACUUCGUCACAAGCGACCUAGACGAAGGUCCGAUCAUCGAGCAAAAUGUUGUUCGGGUCAACCACGGCAUGAGCCCUAAGGAGCUGACCCAUGCUGGCAGUAACGUGGAAAGCAAUGUCCUUGCCACUGCAGUGAAGUACGUCACUGAGCGUCGUGUGAUUCUGAAUGGACACAAGACUGUUGUCUUCAACUAG
Messenger RNA from Penicillium canescens, 858 nucleotides. RefSeq names its product formyltetrahydrofolate deformylase. The coding region runs from base 1 to 858 and encodes 285 amino acids. Gene Ontology annotation, biological process: 'de novo' IMP biosynthetic process. The transcript has a single exon. Lineage: Eukaryota; Fungi; Ascomycota; Eurotiomycetes; Eurotiales; Aspergillaceae. Gene Ontology annotation, molecular function: formyltetrahydrofolate deformylase activity. The record is from RefSeq and is a predicted model, not a curated record.